This is a messenger RNA of Penicillium malachiteum, 333 nucleotides long. RefSeq lists its product as uncharacterized. The transcript is spliced from 2 exons. Lineage: Eukaryota; Fungi; Ascomycota; Eurotiomycetes; Eurotiales; Aspergillaceae. The coding region runs from base 1 to 333 and encodes 110 amino acids. The record is from RefSeq and is a predicted model, not a curated record.
AUGACCAGUCCAGAAAAUAGGCUUUUGACUUGGGAGUCAGAGGACACGGACACCUGUUCAGUCCCUUCCGAGAAAUCCUCUACGGUACCUUCGGAGACAAGUGACGACCGAGACUUCAUCGCUUCAGACACAGAAAGACUCUCAUAUGCCUCACAUCAUUCAUCGGGUGACUCGUAUCCCUUCACUGGUUUCUCGCGUUCUCAUGAAGAAUUUGGUGUUCAAGGCGGCAAAAUUCCAAUCAAAACACUUGCGCGACAGUCAGUCACCCAGGAUGGUCAAUCGGUCACCAAGUAUCUUGUUCUGUGGUACUCGUGGGAGGAUGAAGAGGUGUAA